AUGAGUUUAGCAUUCGAUGACUAUGGCAGACCAUACAUUAUUUUAAGGGAUCAAGGCCAAAAGAAGAGAAUGAAGGGUUUGGAAGCAUAUAAAAGCAAUAUUUUGGCUGCCAAAGCUGUUGCAAAUACACUUUAAUCCUCUCUCGGUCCAAAGGGCAUGGAUAAGAUGUUGGUGUCUCCAGACGGUGACGUAUCAGUGACAAAUGAUGGAGCAACAAUUGUCGAGAAGAUGGAAAUAUAGCAUCCAACCGCAAAAUUAUUAGUGGAAUUGUCAUAAUCAUAAGAUGCUGAAAUAGGAGAUGGUACCACAGGAGUAGUAGUUUUGGCUGGAAAAUUGUUGGAGCAAGCACUCACUUUGUUGGACAAAGGAAUCCAUCCAUUGAAAAUUAGUGAUGGAUUCGACAGAGCAUGUGAUGUUGCAAUAAAACAUUUGGAAACCAUAUCUGAAGAAAUCGAUAUCCAAGCUAAUGAACAUGAGGCUUUGAUCUAAGCAGCAUGUACAGCCCUUGGAUCAAAGGUUGUGUCUAAAAGAAAGAGAGAACUCGGAAAGAUUGCUGUCACUGCUGUUUUGGAUGUGGCUGACCUAGCCAGAAAAGAUGUGAAUUUGGAUUUGAUUAAAAUUCAAACCAAAACUGGAGGAAGUGUAGAAGACACCAGAUUGAUAUCAGGAAUUCUCAUUGACAAAGACAUGAGUCAUCCACAAAUGCCAAAGGAGGUUAAGGAAGCCAAAAUCUGUUUAUUAACAUGUCCAUUCGAACCACCCAAACCCAAAACCAAGCACAACAUUAACAUCUCCAGUGCAGAAGAUUACAAGAAAUUAUAUUAAUAGGAAUAACAAUACUUUGUUGAUAUGGUCAAGUUAGUCAAAGAUAGUGGUGCCAACAUAGCCUUAUGUUAAUGGGGUUUUGAUGAUGAAGCCAAUCACUUAUUGUUAUAAAAUGAACUCCCUGCUGUUAGAUGGGUAUCAGGAACUGAUGUUGAACUCAUUGCUAUGGCUACUGGAGCUAGAAUCAUUCCCAGAUUUUAAGAAAUCACACCUGAAAAAUUAGGAAAAGCUGGCUCAGUCAAAGAAGUACAAUUCGGAACUUCCAACGAAAGAAUGUUAGUCAUCGAGAAUUGUCAAUGCACCAAGGCUGUCACUAUUCUUAUUAGAGGAGGAAGUCAAAUGAUAGUUGAUGAAGCCAAAAGGUCUAUCCAUGAUGCAAUCUGUGUCAUCAGAAACUUAAUCAAAGAUAAUAGAAUCGUCUACGGAGGAGGUUCUGCUGAAUUAGCUUGUUCUAUCUAAGUACUCUAAUAUGCUGAUGAGGUCUCAUCAGUUGAAUAAUAUGCCAUCAGAUCAUUCGCAGAUGCCUUAGAGGGUAUUCCUUGUUGCUUAGCAGAUAAUUGUGGUCUUAAUCCUAUUACAUCUGUUGCUCAAGCCAAGGCUAGACAAUUACAAGAGAGCAAUCCAAGAAUCGGAAUUGAUUGCAUGGAAUUAGGUACAACUGAUAUGAAAGAAUAGAGAAUUUAUGAAACCUUGAGCUCAAAGAAACAAUAAAUCUAAUUGGCCACCUAAGUCGUCAAGAUGAUAUUGAAAAUAGAUGAUGUUAUUGCACCAGAUGAUUAUUGAGUAUUAAAUGAUAUUAUGUUCAAAAAUUAUGUUAAAUAUUUGUUCUUAUUUAUCUUAUAU
This is a messenger RNA of Paramecium tetraurelia, 1668 nucleotides long. RefSeq lists its product as uncharacterized. Gene Ontology annotation, molecular function: ATP hydrolysis activity; ATP binding; ATP-dependent protein folding chaperone. Lineage: Eukaryota; Ciliophora; Oligohymenophorea; Peniculida; Parameciidae. Gene Ontology annotation, cellular component: chaperonin-containing T-complex. The transcript has 5 exons. The record is from RefSeq and is a predicted model, not a curated record. Gene Ontology annotation, biological process: protein folding.